Cornus florida is the source of this 3625-nucleotide messenger RNA. RefSeq names its product pentatricopeptide repeat-containing protein At5g66520-like. Gene Ontology annotation, molecular function: RNA binding; protein binding. The record is from RefSeq and is a predicted model, not a curated record. Gene Ontology annotation, biological process: RNA modification. NCBI's taxonomy places the organism in Eukaryota, Viridiplantae, Streptophyta, Magnoliopsida, Cornales, Cornaceae. Bases 341 to 1957 code for a protein of 538 amino acids. The transcript has 2 exons.
UAAGCAUGACUAAGGGCUAUUUAUUUACGAAUUCAAAUAUUCCUAAGAUUUUUUUAUCACCAUUGAAAAUUAAUUUUAAAGCAUCAAGCCAUUUAAAAAAAAAAAAAAAAACAGAAAUAUUUGAAUUCAACAUAAGAAUUUGUUUGUUUUUAUUUUAAAAAUUUUCAGAAUAAGCAAAAUAAAAACAUACAAAUAUUUGAAUUCAACAAAGAAUAUAAAUUUAUGAGUGUCAAAGUUUCAUUCAAAAAAAAAAAAAAAAAAAAAUUUGAACUUUGGACAAACUGGAUAUAAAAAGUUGCUUCUCCCUUAGGCAGUUUGAAUAAUUUGGACCGUUAAUGUUAUGGUGAUUGCUUGUGCCUCCAAAUACUUGACAUCAAGAUCAAGUCGCAGAGUUCUCUCUCUAUUGGACCAACAAUGGCUCACAAUGACACAAAUCAAGCAAAUCCAGUCCAACCUCAUCGUCUCCGGCACCAUUUCCGACCCUUUCGCCGCCGGCAAGCUCAUUGCCUUCUGCGCAAUCUCCGACCGCGGCGACCUCCAUCACGCUCACUGCCUCUUUCGCCUCCUUCCUCAUCGCUCCGCUUUCCUGUGGAACACAAUGAUCAGAUCUUUCACCGAAAGAAAUGAAGGUUUCAAAGCUCUGUCUAUGUACAAAGAGAUGCUCAAAAAUGGGGUUUUACCCAACAAUUACACAUUCUCUUUCGUUCUCAGAGCUUGUUCUGAAUUGGGAUUGGGGUUUAUGUACCAUGCCCAAGUGAUUAGAUUGGGUUGGGAAGCUUAUGAUUUUGUACAAAAUGGGUUGAUUCAUUUGUAUGCUACUUGUAAUUGCAUUGAUUCUGCUCGUAAAUUGUUUGAUGGUUGUUUGAACCGUGAUGUUAUUACUUGGACCUCUGUGAUUAAUGGGUAUUUAAAGUCUGGGCAGGUUGUGAUUGCACGAGAGCUGUUCGAUCAAAUGCCGGAGAAGAAUGUGGUUUCUUGGAGUGCAAUGAUUACUGGGUAUGUGCAGAUUGGGUUGUCUGAAGAGGCGCUUGAGCUCUUUAAUGAUAUGUUGGUUGCUGGGUUUCGGCCUAAUCACGCUGGGGUUGUAGGAGCACUGUCUGCUUGUGCAUUUCUUGGUGCUUUGGAUCAAGGUAGAUGGAUUCAUGCGUAUGUUGAUAAAAACAAAAUGGAGCUAGAUAGAGUUUUGGGCACCGCGCUUGUGGACAUGUAUGCAAAGUGUGGGUGUAUAGAAACUGCGUAUCGUGUCUUUGAUCAGAUGCCAUGUAGAGAUGUGUUUGCUUUUACUUCUUUGAUCUCUGGUCUAUCAGAUCACGGUCAGAGUGCAAGUGCAAUUGAAUUGCUCACAAGGAUGGAAAAUGAAGGGAUUAAGCCGAAUGAAGUCACAUUUAUAUGUAUUCUAAGCGCUUGUAGUCGAAUGGGGCUGGUAGAAGAAGGGUUGAAAAUCUUUGAAAGCAUGAAUAAUGUUUACGGGAUUAAGCCAGGGGUUGAGCACUAUGGCUGCUUGGUAGAUCUAUUAGGUAGAGCAGGGGUCUUAGACUACGCAAAGAAGGUUGUUAGAGAGAUGCCCAUGGAACCAGAUUCUUAUGUUUUAGGCGCACUACUCAAUGCUUGUAGAGUUCACGGUGAGGUUGACAUGGGUAGGGAAACCGUUAGGGGUUUGAUCGAGAAGAAGCUUGACCAUAGUGGGAUUCAUGUUCUUCUCUCAAACAUCUAUGCCUCGGCCAACAAAUGGGAUGCGGUGGAAAAUGUAAGGAAGGGAAUGGAAGAAAAGAAUGUGAAGAAGGUUCCUGGUUGUAGCUUGAUUGAAGUCAAUGGGGUGGUUUGUGAAUUUAUAGCAGGAGAUAGGUCUCAUGUGCUUAUGGAGGAUAUCAUACCAUUUUCACUUGCUAUUGAAACUCACUUGAAAUCUCUGUGCUUUGAUGAUGAUUUUAUCGCUACUGAACAAGUUAAUUUGUAACCUGAAGCGGGUCCACAAUUCACUCUUAGAAGGACCAGUCUUUGAGAGAAACAAGCUUUUGGUCUAAUCAGAGGACCUUCUUCUCCACCCACAUCGCUCUCAACAUGGUACAUUUUUUAGAUGAUAGAGGCAAAGGGUUAACCUCUUAAUGUGGAUGAGAGGAGAUACUAGAAGCCAAUGCCAGCACUUCCUUAAUAUUUGGACGGCUGAAAUAUUUCGGUAGACGUGGCAGAAAAUCAAUCAGAACUACAAAGAAUCGAACAUAAUCAGUACUAGGCGAUAUUUACAGCUUAUUUCAGGAUAUGGGUGGUAAUAUUGAUUUGCAUGGUUUCAUAACAAGUUGCUCCAUUUUUGACCUGGAGGUCACGGAUUCGAAACAAGAAACAGCCUCUCCACGUGCGGAGGUAAGACUGCGUGCAUCUAACCUUUCCCAUCCCCGCAGUGGCGGGAGCCUCGUGCACUUAGGCUAGCCUCUUAUUAUUUAUUUAUGGUUUCAUAACCUUUUAAGUAUCUUCAGCAAUCAUGCAGGGAAGAUAAUAAGCUGCUGCAGAGACAUAAAUGAUUCAACCACCAGAAAUGUAUAUUGGCAUCUCACAGUAACACCAACAAUAUAUCAAGAGCCAUAUCAAAUCGAAAUAGAUGGCAGACUCAAGAGCUAAGUUUCCAGCAUCAGUCUGUCCUCUCCCGUCAGAAAUGUGGGAUUUUCCAUUGAACUAUGUUCAGUCAGAAAAUUGCACAUUCACCAGCCAGUAAAUUCACCAAUCCAAGCAGUCACCAACUCGGGAAAAAAAAAUGCAGGGGAGCUUGAAAGUUGCAGCUGCUUGGAUUCCUCAAUGUUAGCACGGACUUAUUUCGCUGCAUACUCUCAUUAGAGUGCUCAAUGCUGACACCUCUUCAAUUGAAUGCUGAUUUCUCACCAUUGUCUUGAGUUUCGAGGUUCUAGAGGUCUUUUUGAUUCCAGCAUGAGCUGUUGCUGCAACUGCCAUGCAUUCAAGAUGGCCAAUGUUUAUAAACUAGUACAUGUUCAUAUAUUGAGUUUUUUUUUCCCCCUACAAUGGUGGUGUCCAGCGUCUUAAAACACGUCGUAAUCCACCACCGAACACGUGUGGAGUCUUCCAUCCCACAUGCAACAAGCAAUUACCGGAAAACUUCCAUUAGGUCACAAGAUAUUAAGGAGUUGGGCAGCAGUGGAGAGCCUUUUAAAUCAGGUGACAACAUGUCCCUGUUGAUAGAAAGAAGCCUCAGAAGGUUGUGGUCCCCCAGGGGCCAGAGAUACCUCAUGCACAUGGCAUGUAUUCCUCUGUUUACACACACACACACACACACGUAUCUAUAGAGAGAGAGGGAGUCUUUUUGGAUACGAUUCCAUUUCUUUUACUCAAAUCUGUUGAGAUGAUUGCAAGUGUCCUCUGGCUUUUGAAUCAUUCGAAAGCUUCAUUUUUGUUGUCUAAUUGUGAACGAAACAACAAAAUGAAUGGAAUGUGCUCAUUGUGUCACAGCCUAAUCAUGGAACACUUAUUGGACCAUAUCAAUUUGUUCACGACUGCGAUGGAUUCAUGAGCAAUGUGUACGUUUUUCACGCUGUUUUUAUUAUGAACUUUUCGAGAUUCCAUUUAAUGUUGUGAUUCAAGCUUUAGGUACAUUAUGCGUAUUGUCACUUGACAAAAA